Molecule: messenger RNA, 12160 nt
Organism: Loxodonta africana (African savanna elephant)
Lineage: Eukaryota; Metazoa; Chordata; Mammalia; Proboscidea; Elephantidae
Product: zinc finger protein 709-like
Exons: 5
Coding region: 526-2826 (766 amino acids)
Biological process (GO): negative regulation of transcription by RNA polymerase II
Molecular function (GO): DNA-binding transcription repressor activity, RNA polymerase II-specific
Source: RefSeq, a predicted model, not a curated record
CCGCUUAGUGCUCCGGUAUCGCCUGCGGCGCGCGGCCUCGGCUGUCCCGGUCCCCGCGCAGAGGACGCCGGGAGGUCUGCCGAAGGCGGAGAUGGACAGUUUUUCUAAGCGUGUGCCUCCCGUGAAAGAUCUGAGAUUUAAGAGGCUGCACCAUUCCUGGGGCAUUGGUGGUUCCGUGGAAGAACUCUCCUCUGCAGGGGAGACCUGGGUUGAAUCCUGACCAGUGCACCUCAUACGAAGCCACCACUCGUCUGUCAGCGGAGGCUGACCGAUUGCAAUGCUGUUAAACAGGGUUUCAGUGGAGCUUCCAGACUUAAGAUGGAAUAGGAAGAAGGGCCUGGUGAUCUGAAAAUCAGCCAGUUAAAACCCUGUGACGACAGCAGCCGAUCUGCAACCAGUAAGGGGAACGGCCCAGGACUGGACGGCAUUUCCGAGUCUGUGGUCUUUGAGGAUGUGGCCGUGGACUUCACUCUGGAGGAGUGGGCUUUGUUGGAUCCGGUUCAGAGGAAGCUCUACAGAGAUGUGAUGCUGGAAACCUUCAGGAACCUGGCUUCACUAGAUGAUGAGACUCCAUUUAAGGCCAAUGAGUCCAUUUCUCAACAGGAUAUCUAUGUGAAAAAAUUAUCCAAGGAACAUAAAACAACAAAGUCCACAAGAAAUGAUUCUUGGUCCUCCAUUUUAGGAAAAAUUUGGGAAGGCCCUAGCACUGAAGAUCAGCAAAAAAACCAGGAGAUACUUCUGAGAAAACACAUGAUUGAGAGACUCUGUGAAAUUAAUGAUCAUAAUCAAUAUGGAGAAACCUUCGGCCAGAUUCUAAAUCUUAAACUGUUUGAGGAAAAUCCUAUUCUACUCAAUCCAUAUGAAUGCAGUGAAUCUGGAAAAGUCAGUAGGCAUCGUUCAUCGCUUAAGAGGCACGUUGCAAGUGACACUGGACACAAACCCUAUCAAUGUCAAGAAUAUAUGCAGACUUGUAGUUGUCCAUCAGCCAUAAAAAUGCAUGAGCAAUCUCACAAUGCAGAAAGACCUUGUGCAUGUAAAUUAUGUGGGAAAACCUUCAGUUAUCUCCAGUCCUUUCAAAGUCAUGAAAGGACUUACACUAAGGAGAAGCCUUAUGAAUGUAAGCAAUGUGGGAAAGCUUUCAGUUGGCCCAUAUCCUUACGAAGACAUAUGAGAAGGCACACUGGAGAAAAACCUUACGAAUGUAACCAGUGCAGGAAAGCCUUUAGUUGGCCCAUAUCCCUAAAAAGACAUGUGAGAGUGCACACUGGAGAAAAACCCUAUGAAUGCCAUCAGUGUGGGAAAGCAUUCAAAUGGCCCCUAUCUUUACGAAUACAUAUGAGCACGCAUACUGGAGAGAAACAACAUGAAUGUAAGCAAUGUGGAAAAGCCUUCAGCUGGCCUGUAUACUUACGAGCACAUAUGAGAACGCACUCAGUUGAGAAACCCUAUGAAUGUAAUCAGUGUGGCAAAGCUUUCAAAUGGCCAUUAUCCUUACGAACACAUAUGGGUAUACACACCGGAAAGAAACUUUAUGAAUGUAAGCAUUGUGGGAAAGUCUUCAGUUGGCCUAUACACCUAGAAGCACAUAUGAGAAUGCAUUCAGAUGAGAAACCCUAUGAAUGUAAGCAAUGUGGGAAAGCCUUCAAAUGGCCCUUAUCCUUACGAGCACAUAUGACUACACACACCGGAGAGAAACCCUAUGAAUGUAAGGAAUGCAGGAAAGCCUUCAGUCAGCUCUCAUACCUUCGAGAACAUGUUAGAACGCAUACUGGAAAGAAACCUUAUGAUUGCAAGGAAUGUGGAAAAGCGUUCAAGUGGCCCUCAUCUUUACGAAAACAUAUGAGAUUACACACUGGAGAGAAACCCUAUGAAUGUAAGGAAUGUGGGAAAGCCUUCAAUUGGCCCAUAUCUUUACGAGCACAUAUGAGGAUGCACUCUGGCGAGAAACCUUAUGAAUGUAAGCAAUGCGGAAAAGCCUUCAAUUGGGCCAUGUCUUUACGAACACAUAUGAGUAUACACACUGGAGAAAAACCCUAUGAAUGUAAGCAAUGUGAGAAAGCCUUCAAUUGUCCUAAACAUUUACGAGAACAUAUGAGAACACAUUCUGGUGAAAAACCCUAUGAAUGUAAGCAAUGUAGGAAAGCCUUCAGUUACCUCCAAAACCUUCGUAGGCAUGAGAGGACUCACAGUAAAGAGAAACUCUAUGAAUGUAAGCAAUGUGGGAAAGCUUUUAGUCAACUUUCAUACCUUCAAGGACAUGUGAGAAUGCAUAAUGGAGAGAAACCCUAUGUAUGUAAGGAAUGUGGAAAAGCCUUCCAAUGGCCCUCAUUUUUAUCAAAUCAUAUGAGAGUGCAUAGUGGAGAGAAACCCUAUGAAUGUAAACAAUGUGGGAAAGCCUUUAAUUGGCCUAUAUCCCUAGAAGCACAUAUGAAAACACACUCUGGUGAAAAACCCUAUGAAUGCAGUCAGUGUGGAAAAACCUUCAAAUGGCCUUUAUCUUUACGAACACAUAUGAGUACACACACUGGGGAGAAACCUUAUGAAUGUAAACAGUGUGGGAAAGCUUUCAGUCAGCUGUCAUACCUGCGAGGACAUUUGCGAAUGCAUACUGGAGAGAAACCGUAUGUGUGUAAGGAAUGUGGGAAAGCCUUCAAGAGUCCCUCAUCUUUACCAAUACAUAUGAGAAUACACACUGGAGAGAAACCAUAUGAAUGUAAGAAAUGUGGCAAAGCUUUUAAUUCUUCUUCUGCUUUAAAAUAUCAUGUGAGAACACAUACUAGAGAAGAAUAUUAUAAAUGUAGGGUGGGAAAGCCUACUGGAAGGUAAUUCCUGUAUUAUACUCUAUAAAACACCAGGAGAAAAAUCUUAUAAAAAUUAUAAAUGUUAUUGCCUUUAUUAUUACCUCAUCCUUAAGUGGACUGAUAAUGUGUGUAUUUCUACUUACUACCUUUGAGAAAUAAAUAUUAAGGGAGAAAGAAUUCUGUAAGUACUCAACUCUAGUAUAUAACUUUUGACAAAAAAAUCCAUUGCCAUAUAAUUAAUUGCAACUUAUAGCUACCCUAUAGGACAGACUACAAUUGCCCCAUAGGCAGUCUGCUUUAAGGAAGCAGACUGCCACAUCUUUCUGCAGUGGGGCACCUGGUGGGCUUGAACAGCGGACCUUUCAGCAGCCAAGUGCUUUAACUACUGUGCCACCAGGGCUCCUGAAGUUUUGAUAGGUAGUGUUUUUUCUUAUCAUUUAGUAAGUAGAAGUUCUAUCUUUCUAGUGUUUUGAGGUAUAUUUUUAAUACAAAUAUAGCCUUUUAUGCAUUUUUUAUGAGGUUCUGUAAUUGUUAGAACAGUAGUAACAGUAUUUUUCAGAUUUUUUAAUAUGCCUAGUGUUGUAGUUGCUGGAUAUGAGUUACAUAUUACACAUAGUCUACUUACAGAAUUUUUUUUUUAAUUACCAGUGCCCUUAUUUCAUUUUCCUUUCCAACAAAUACACCAUAUACACCUGUUGCUGUCAAGCCGAUUCCAACUCAUAGCAACCCUGUAAGACAGAGUAGAACUGCCCCAUAGGGUUUCCAAGGAGCAGCUGGUGAAAUUGAACUGUUAACUUUUGGUUAGCAGCUGUAGUUCUUAACCACUGUGCCACAAGGGCUCCUUCCAAUAAAUAGUUGGCAGAAAUUUGUAAUUAUGCAAACUUCUUCAAAAAAUAUAGCCUGAAGCGAAUUGUUAAAUUCAGCCUUUGCCCAUUGUCCUUGAUUCUAUUUGUAAAUUGGACAAUAGGCUUUACAUUCAGAGAAACCUUGAUAUGAUAAAUCUAGAGUUGGAGAUGGGUCUCUUGGAUUGUGUUAUGUCAGUGUGGGACAUGUUGGGAAUUAUAUUGACAAGACUCCUUUUACGGUUCCAUGUUUCAAUUUAACAAUAUCCUAACUCGUGUGUGAUUUGGAAGGCAGAAGUGAAGAAGCCAUUCCUGAAAUAUUGGAGUUACGAUACAGGGAGACAGACCGAUGCAUAGGGGAUUUGUGGGCACAAGCUGCCAGCUCAUUUUCUUGAUUUCCUCGACAUGUGUGCAGUGGAAAAUUUACAGACGUGAUAGGCUGUAUUGUACGACAGAAACUGUAUUUAAAAAUACAAAAUGAGUCUCAAGCUGAGAUGGAGUUAGGCCUACACUUUAGUCGGAGGCCUCAGUCAUGUCAAAUGCCUUAAAUAUUAGAAUGCUCUUUGUCACAGGGAAAAGACCUCAUAAGGAACUCACUUCACUGUAGAUGUUCUUAGGUCAUGAACGUAACUCUUUGAAAGUUUUAAACGUUUUUGAGGCAGUAAGAAUUGAGUGGAGGUAAAAGCCCUCGGUAAAGAAGCAGCAGACAGUCAUAUUAGCAAGAUGCGCAGAAUCAUUGAGAGGUUUUUGUAGUUUGAAGGUGAGCUCCAGAAAGAGAGUAUCAUUUUGAGUAGCAUUUAGUAGAAAAGAUGAUGCAUUUGCUAUCCUAGAAGGAAAAAAUUUAAUGUGUUUUGUAGGGGGAGAAGUUGGGAGCUUUUUGUUUAAAUAACCAACAAAACCCCCAAGACCCAUUUUCCUUUUUCAUAGGUGUCACAUGCCUGUGCUUACACAUUUGGCACUAGGUAGAGAAGAGGAAAAAAGUAACACCUUCGUGUUUUAUUAAAGAGCAAAUGAUAUGCAGUCUUCUUUUUUCCAUGCUAACUAUGUCUUUGUAGCCCUGCAAAGAUUAGUGAGUGCUAAUCAGUACCUGAGUCCCCUCUCACCCUAAUCACCCUUCCUAUCAUACAAAUGAAGGAACCUAGACGUAGACCCUUGCCUGAGUUCAUGUCACUCCUAGUAAUGGAAUCUCUAUGUUGAAGAGUUAAUGUGUGGCACCACUUGUACUAACACUGCUGAAAAUUUUAAAAUCUGGAAGAACACUGAAAGAAAAAUGUGACUGCUUAGUUUUACCAAAGACUCCUUGGACUGUAUGGUUUCCUAUUAAAUGACACCAUGGAAAUGGCAAAAGUUUAGAGAUCCAAAACAUAUCAGGAGGUAAGUGUCGGGGAGUACAAGUGGACCCCAUGGGAGAAUUCUUUUGGGAUGAUGGAGUGUUACGUAUCUUGAUAGUGGUGUGAAUACGCAUUUAUAAAAACUCAGAGCUACCCUAAAAAUUGUGAAUUUCACUUUUUUUUUUUUAACAAAUGAACAUAAAACCACCAAGCAACAAGCACACUUAACACGUGCUAAGAGGAAAGUUACACUCUUGCACCUUGAUUUCUGGGAAUGCAGCAACAUUUCUUUCUACAUCUUGGGAUCUUCGUGAAAAAGUGGACUGGGGAAUGACUUGUGCCCCAUUACUUCUCUUCAGAAAACACUUGGGAAACCCCUCUAGGGCCACACCUGUCAGCUGACACACACUGGGUGAAAGGAAUCUUUUCAAGAUUACACCAAUGUCUUUGUUUCUGUGUUCCUAUAACAAAUACCACAUGUAGGUAGUUUAAGAAACAAAAGUUUAAUUUCAAGCAUUUUGGGGGACUAGAAAUCAGAAUUCAGGGUGCUGGCUCUAGGGAAAGGCUUUCACUGUUCACUCUAGGGGAAGGUCCUUGUCUCUCUUCCUCUUCCGUUCCUUAGGUGUUGGUGAUCUUCAUGUGGCAUGGUAUCUGUCUUCCUCCAUCUCAGCUUGCUUGCUGCUUGCUACCUGCUUCAUCUGCUCUUUUACAUCUCAAAAAGUGAUUGUCCUAAGACUUACCCUACAUAAAUACUACCUCAUUAACACAACAGAGAAAAGCCAUUAUUCCCAAAUGAGAUUAUAACCACAAAUAUGUUGUUAGGUGCUGUCCAGUUGGUUCUGACUCACAGCUACCCUGUGUACAACAGAAUGAAACGCUGCCUGGUCCUGCCCCAUCCUUAACAAUCAUUGCUGUGUUUGACCCCAUUGCUGCAGCCCCUGUGUCAGUCUAUCACGUUGAGGGUCUUCCUUUUUUUCACUGACCCUCUACCUUACUAAGCACGAUGCCCUACCUCAGGGAUUGGUUCCUGCUGAUAACAUGUCCAAAGUGUGUGAGACAAAGUCACUACAUCCUAGCUUCAAAGGAGCACUCUGGCUGUACUUCUUCCAAGACAGACUUGUCCAGUCUUCUGGCAAUCCAUAGUAUAUUCAGUAUUUUUCACCAACAUGAUUCAAAGGCAUCAAUUCUUUGGUCUUAUUUACCAUCCAGCUUUCGAAUGCAUAUAAGGUGAUUGAAAAUGCCAUGGCUGGGGUCAGGCGCACCUUAGUCCUCAAAGUAACAUCUUUGCUUUUCAACACUUAAAGAGGUCUUUUGCAGCAGAUUUGCCCAAUCCAAUACGAUGUUUGAUUUUUUGAUUACCACUUCCAUAGGUGGUGGUGAUUGUAGAUCCAAAUAAAGUGAAAUCCUUGACAACUUCAACAUUUUCUCCGUUUAUCAUGAUGUUGCUUAUUGGUCUAGUGAAAUUUUUAGUUUUAUUUUGAGGUGCAAUCUUUGAUCAUCAGUAAGUGCUUCAAGCCUUCUUCACUUUCAGCAGCAAGGUUGUGUCAUCUGCAUAUCGUAGGUUGUUAAUGAGUCUUCCUCCAAUCCUGAUGAGACGUUUGUCUUUGUAUAGACCAGCUUCUCAGGUUAUUUGCUCAGCAUGCAGAUUGAAUAAGUAGGUGAAAGGAUACAACCCUGGUGCAUACCUUUCUUGACUUCAAACCACGCAGUAACCCCCUAUUCUUUUCAAACGACUGCCUCUUGGUGUAAGUACAGGUUCCUCAAGGGCACAAUUAAGUGUUUGGAAUUCAUAUUCUUUGUAAUGGUUAUCCAUAAUUUGUUAUGAUCCCACAGAGUCUAAUGUCUUUGCAUAGUCGAUAAAACACAGGUAAACAUCUUCCUGGUAUUCUCUCCUUUCAGCCAAGAUUCACCUGACACCAGCAAUGAUAUCCCUUGUUCGGAAUCUGGCUUGAAUUUCUGGAAGUUCCCUGUUGAUGUACUGGUACAACUGCUUUUGGAUUAUUUUCAGCAAAUUUUUACUUGCUUGUGAUAUUAAUGAUAUUUGUCAAUAAUUUCCAUAUUCUGUUGGAUCACCUUUCUUUGGAAUGGGCACAGAUAGGCGUAUUUGUAACCAAAUGGCUACACUUCACAAUUUCUGGAAAUGGAAGAUUCAAGCAUGCCUGCUUAUACCCGUUGCCCGUUGCUGUCGAGUUGAUGCCUGCUAUGGUAGUCUUAAAAGACAGCUGCAAAUAUUUUGACAAUUCUCCCAUCAAAAGUGGGGUCUAUUCCUCUUUCCUUCAACACGUACUGGCCUUAGAACCUUGGUUCUAACAGAGAGAGUUUAGUGGAAUUGAUGGUAUGAGACUUCUGAAGCUAGGAGAUUAAAAAUACUGCUCCUGCCAGGCUUUGUCUGUUGGGUGGCCCUCUUAGGGAUCCCUGAGUCUAAGGUAAAAAUUCCACAUACGAUGAAGCCGCCAUGCUGGAAACAUGGGAAGGAAUCACGGAGUGACAGUCGCUGCCCUGCUGAUUUCAAGUGAAAGAGAAAAUGGACGUUCUUUUGUAGCCCUGUGCCAGAAGCAGAACCGUGGAGAAAACAAAAAUUGUUUGAAGCCACAAAAUUUUAGAGAAGUAUUUUACGCAGGCAAAUCCGUUGCCAUUGAGUCGAUUCCGACUCAUAGUGACCCUAAAGGACAGAGUAGAACUACCCCAUAGGGUUUCCAAGGAGCACCUAGGUGGAUUCAAACUGCCUACCUUUUGGUUAGCAGCCAUAGCUCUUAACCACUACACCACCAGGGUUUAUCCUUGAAGACUAAGUUGCUCCUAACCCAAGCCAUGGUAUUUUCAAUGGUAUCAUAUGCAUGCGAAAGCUGGACAAUGAAUAAGACCGAAGAAGAAUCAAUGCCUUUGAAUUGUGGUGCUGGCGAAGAGUAUUGAAUAUACCAUGGACUGCCCAAAGAAUGAACAAAUUUGUCUUAGAAGAGGUACAACCAGAAUGCUUUUUAGAAGCAAGGAUGGCAAGACUGCGUCUCACAUACUUUGGGCAUGUUAUCAGAAGGGAUCAGUCUCUGGAGAAGGACAUCAUGCUUGGUAACGUACAGGGUCAGCAGGAAAGAGUAGGACCCUCAACAAGAUGGAUUGACAUGGCUGCAACAAUGGGCUCAAGCAUAACUACGAUUGUGAACCAGGUGCAGGACUGGGCAGUGUUUUGUUCUGUGGUACAUAGGGGUCACUAUGAGUCGGAACUGACUAGACGGCAACUAACAACAACAUAAUAUGUAGCAGUAGACAACCAGGUGAUAUGCCCCUCCCUCUACUCCAGGUGAGAUGGAGCGCUAUUCCACAUAAAACAUGACUUACAUAGAAUUUGAGAGAAUAUUUAAAAAAAAAAUUUAGAUCAUUUUGACAAACUGUUUUUCUUCCCAAAUUUGUUCUACUGACCAGAAAUAGAUGAGGCAUUUUAUAAGUUACGUUUCCUCACCUACCCCAGAAAACAUACUGCUUAUCUUCUUGGUGAAAAAUGGGGACAUGGACGUCUUAUAAAACAGAAACAUUUUUAUUCCUGAAAUGGGCUGCACUCUUUGAUAGGUAUCUAAUGUAUCAGAAAUUCUAUUGUCCAGUAUUCCAUUUAUGACUUUUAAUUCUUCAUUCAGAACUUAGCUUACAAAAAACAAAAAAAACCUGUUGCCAUCGAGUCGAUUCAGACCCACAGCAACCCUAAAGGACAGAGUAGAACUGCCCCAUAGGGUUUCCAAGGAGCACCUGAUGGAUUCAAACUACUGACCUUUUGGUUAGCAGCUGUAGUUCUUAACCACUGUGCCACCAGGGUUUCUUAUUAUUUUCAUCAUAAACAUAUAUGUGUCACAACUUACAAAGUUGUAUACUUUAUAUAGCUGCAUGUACCCCAUAUACCUUAAAAAAUGUUAGCUUGAUCACGGCUUUUGUAUUUUAGUUCAAUAUCAAGCUCUUGAAAACUUACUGUAAAUGAUUGUGAAGCUUAAAGUUUUCCCAUAUAUACUUAAAGGACCAAAUAAUACAUAAUUAUUCACCACUUGGAGCUCUGGUGGUGCAAUGGUUAAUAGCUCGGCUGCUAACCGAAAGGUCACCAGUUCAAAUCCAUCAGCCACUCCUUGGGAACCCUAUGGGGGAGUUCUGCUCUGUCCUAUAGGGUUGCUAUGAGUUGAAAUCAACUCGGCAGCAACUUUUUUUUUUUAACGCACCCCUUAGGCAUUACCUGCGUGGCGCAGUUAAGCGCUCAACUACAAACCAAAAGGUUGGCAGUUCGAGUCCACCCAGGGGCACCUCAGAAGAAAGACCUGGUGACCUGUUUCCCUAUGGGGCACAGUUCUGCAACACAUGGGGUCCCACGAGUCAGGACCGACUUGAUGGCAACUAACAAAAAUAGCAUAUGUGCCUCUUAAACGGUAAAUACGACUCACAGGUAAGUCUCUCGGAGCUUGCUGUGCUUUUGAGUCUCAUCACACACAGGCUGGAAAACACACGGAGACAGACACACCUCUGGGAGACACUCCUGCCUGAGCGUCAGGAUUGGAGGAAGACUCAUUAACAACCUCCGUAUGUAAGUCGGAAUCGACUCGACAGCCCUGGGAUACGCAGGCGACGCUACCUUGCUUGCUGUAAGGGAAGAAGACUUGAAGCACUUACUGAUGAAGACCAAAGACUACAGCCUUCAGUAUGGAUGACACCUCAAUCACAACAAGUAAUUUUUUAAAAAUCUUUACAACUAGGUCCAUAAGCAACAUCCUGAUAAAUGGAGCAAAGAUUGAUGUUGCCAAGGAUUUCAUUUUACUUGGAUGCACAAGCAAUACGUCGUUUGAUUUCUUGACUGCUGCUUUCAUGGGCGUUGACUGGAUUUCAAGGAAAUUCUUGUUGUCAGGGAUUUCACUUUACUUGGAUCCACUAUCAGCAAUGCCCGUGGAAGCAGCAAUCAAGAAAUCAAAUGACGUAUUGGACUGGGCAAAUCUGCAAAAGACCUCUUUAAAGUGCUGAAAAGCAAAGAUGUCACUUUGAGGACUAAGGUGCGCCUGACCUAAGCCAUGGCCUUUUCAAUCAUACAUACAUAAAUACAUAUACAUAUACAUAUAUACAAGCUGGACCGUGAAUAAGACAAAAAGAAUUGGUGCCUUUGAAUUAUGGCGUUGGCAAGGAAUCUUGACUAUACCAUGGACUGCUAGAAGAGCAAACAAAUCUGGAAAGAAGUACAGCCAGAUGCCCCUUAGAAGGGAGGAUGGUGAGACUUCUCACGUACUUUGGACAUGUUAUAAGGUGGGGCCGGUCCCUGGAGAUGUACAUCAUGCUUGGUAAAGAAGAGGGUCAGUGAAGGAGAGGAAGACCCAAGUUGGACUGACACAGUGCCUGCAGCGAUGGACUCAAGUGUAGCAAUGGUUGUGAGGAUGGGGCAGGACCGGGCAGUGUUGUGUUGUGUCGCUGUGAGGUGGACCGGACUCCACAGCACCUAACAGCAACAUGCCCACACGGGCCUGAGUGGAAACAUUCUGCUAUAGAUGUUUAAGUGAGACCACAGUCUCUGGAUUUUCCACAUUCUAAUUUCUCAAGAAAAAUACCAAAUCAUUAACAGGGCUUAAAAGUCCACACCACCUUGUCUAGUAGCUUCUCUUGACCCUGCACCUCCCCUGUUCCAGCACCCCAACUCCUGUGACCCGGGCCGGAUCUCAGUUUUCAACUUCACCAUACUCUUUUCCUCCAGCGUGACCACAUGAGAAUUAACCUGGAGCAGUGUGUCUCCUUUAACAAGCCGAAUUCAUAAUCAUCCUUCAAACUGCAGCUUCAAUUUCAGUCUCAGAAAGACCUUCGAGACUCAUCCAACCAAAGCAGUUACUCCCGGUUGUUAUGUUGGAAACUGCCCUGUAGUUACUCUUCGUUAACACUGAUGCCAGCUAGCCGGUUACUCCAGUUGAAUCUGAGUCAUGGUGACCGCAUGUGUGUCAGCCUAGCACUUUGCUCCAGAGGGUUUCCGAGGCUGAUUUCUUUUGAAGUAGAUCAUCACUACGUCUUUCUUCCGAGGCGCCUCUGGUUGGCCUCGAACCGCCAACCUUUCACUUAGCAGCCAAGUGCAUUAACCAUGUUCGCUACUCAGGGACUUGUCCUAGUGGAGUCACUGGACCCACAUUCCAGUUGAUUUUAAAAGAAAAUUUUUACGAAGGAAUAAUUUCCCUGGAGAAAGAUGCAUUCAAGUCGAUUGCCAAAGCGUGUUCUGCCUUGCAGGACAGAACAAAGAAGUAACUAGUGUAAGUGGUUACAGGCAGUGUAACUAGUUCGCAUCAAACGGGUUGCAAGGAGGAGGAGGAGGAUUUACAAGGGGCAAUUAGCUACAACUUUCUUUACAUCAAUUUCUAGUCUAACUCAAAUUCUUAUUUUUGAUACAGUUUAACUAAGGCAGUAUUUCUAAAAUGAAACGUAUAAACAUUUUUGUGAGGAAGUUUAGUGAUGAAUUGCAGCCUGAUUCCACUUAAUAUUGUAGUUUUUGGAUACAAAACCAACCAUUAGUCAGGAAAGAAUAAGAUUAGAUCCAUUUUAAAACUAGGUCUUUUGAAGUGUAACUCUGCUUUUUCAGCUAAGGGAAAAGGAGGUAAAGCCCAGGAGCUUGUUGGGGAAAUUCCUUGCAGGUAAUUAAAACAACAAGUUUAUUUAAGGCUCUUAUUUAACGUCUCAGUGAGAGCCUUCCCUUCAGAAACAUACUUCACGUAAUCAGGCACUGAGCUUUGUCCCCUUCUCCCCCCACAAACAGUUACACCGUAACAGAAGUCGCAUGUUUAUCAGGAGAGCAGAAGAGAAAUUCUCAGAUAAUUUCAGAAUAGCGAACCUAAAUUUAUUUCUGAAAUCCUCCCUAAACCAGAGGUCCAAACACCUCAACAUCUAAAAUUCCCACAUACAUCGUCCCUUUUUGACCAAGCCACCGCCAGGGGGCGACAGAUGACUUACAAAGGAAUUACCACUAUUCUGCAAGGACUCGGACUCUCCGGGAAUAAUUUUCUUGUUGUGAGUCUUCAGGCUGCUGUGUCCAGUUGUCUUUCUGUAGGGAACUGGAUCUCACCAUGUUACUUCCCGAACUCCAGUCGCAGAAGAUUUUGUCGCGGCUGGGCUGCUCUUCCGGCAGUUGGUAACGCUCUGGAUGCUGCUCUUUGGCGACUGGACACCGUUUGAUUUUUUUGCAGUCGGGAACUAUCUG